UAUCAACUGGCAGUCGUCAUCUAUCAGAAGAGGAAUUUUAAAACAUUGGGAUGACAGUAGGAGCGCCCAGCAUUCUCUAUAAGGGUAAAACUAUUCUCGCCCCUAUGGUAAGGGUGGGGACCCUUCCAAUGAGGCUCCUCGCCCUAGAAAUGGGAGCUGACCUCGUCUACUCCGAAGAACUAAUAGACUGGAAGCUGAUGAAGGCGAAGCGGCGAGAAAAUCUUGCCCUAGGAACUAUUGACUUCGUCGACCCCUCGGAUGGCAGCAUAGUCUUUCGGACAUGUAAGCACGAAGAGGGCAGAGUUAUUCUGCAGCUGGGAACUGCUGAAGCGGAACGAGCACUUGCCGUUGGCAAAUUGGUUGAAAGCGACGUUGCUGGGAUUGAUAUCAAUAUGGGAUGUCCUAAAGAGUUCUCAAUUAAAGGCGGAAUGGGUGCGGCGUUGCUUGCGAAGCCAGAGAAAGCGAGAGGGAUCCUUAAGACUUUGGUUGAGAACCUUAGAAUUCCCGUAACAUGUAAGAUAAGAUUAUUACCCGAUGUAGAAGAAACAGUGAAGCUAGUGAAAAGUUUCGAAUCAGCAGGAAUAAGUGCAAUUGCAAUCCAUGCCCGAACAAGGGAUGAAAGACCUCAUCACGAUCCGCAUCCAGAGGUAGUGAAACGCGUGGCUGCUGCCGUUAGGAUUCCCGUAAUUGCAAAUGGAGGCUCGAGAGAAAUUGAUAAAUACGCAGACAUUGCCAAAUUCAGGGACGCGUGUGGUGUUGACAGUGUCAUGAUCGCGAGGGCUGCGCAAUAUAACGUCUCCAUAUUCCGCAAAGAAGGCUUGCUUCCCUUAGAUGAUGUCAUAGUGAAAUAUUUGAAAUUGUGUAUAGAUUACGACAAUCCACCAUCGAAUACAAAGUAUUGCGUUCAAAACAUGCUUCGCGAGCAGCAAGAGUCUCCUCGGGGGAGGAGGUUUUUGAAUUGUCAGACACUGGAGUCAAUGUGCGAAAUCUGGGCACUGGGAGAAUAUUGCCACCAGAAACAACUUGAAUUUCAAGAGAAAGGAAACUUUGGACGCCGAGAUGUGGUCCCUGGGAAUUUGACAGAGGAAAAUGACGAGACCCCAACGCCAAAGAAGGCGAAAGUAGAUAGCGAGGCGAUAUUUGAAAGAAACAUUGCCUUUUUUAGGGCAAAUUACACAGAUGACAAAGAACUGCCAAAAACUAAGCUGCAUGUGUACGCGGGAAAACACGAUAAACUCUUGCCGACGUACGAAACGCAGCGAGAAGACAAAUUAUUCAGAACCAUUCUCACCUUUGAUGGAAAGAAAUAUGCUAGUUUGUACUGGGAAAAGAAUAAAAAAUUUGCGGAGCAAGGUGCCGCGCUAGUAUGUCUGCUGGGGCUUGGCGUUGUAAGUGAAGAAUCGUUGAUUCAAAAUGGUAGCAUUUUGAAAUAAAAAUUGUGCUUCUACCAUGA
Messenger RNA from Hermetia illucens (black soldier fly), 1453 nucleotides. It is a transcript of the gene Dus2, whose product is annotated as tRNA-dihydrouridine(20) synthase [NAD(P)+]-like. The record is from RefSeq and is a predicted model, not a curated record. The transcript is spliced from 8 exons. Gene Ontology annotation, biological process: tRNA dihydrouridine synthesis. NCBI's taxonomy places the organism in Eukaryota, Metazoa, Arthropoda, Insecta, Diptera, Stratiomyidae. Gene Ontology annotation, molecular function: tRNA dihydrouridine synthase activity; flavin adenine dinucleotide binding; tRNA binding. Gene Ontology annotation, cellular component: cytoplasm. Bases 51 to 1433 code for a protein of 460 amino acids.